Anopheles coustani is the source of this 1479-nucleotide messenger RNA. RefSeq lists its product as uncharacterized. Gene Ontology annotation, biological process: sensory perception of taste. The record is from RefSeq and is a predicted model, not a curated record. The transcript has 7 exons. Gene Ontology annotation, cellular component: membrane; dendrite; neuronal cell body. Bases 1 to 1479 code for a protein of 492 amino acids. Lineage: Eukaryota; Metazoa; Arthropoda; Insecta; Diptera; Culicidae.
AUGAGCAACGGAAACGUUAAACCUACCGACAGCACCUUCUGCCAGAUAAUGAAACCGAUCUUCUUCGUCUCGAAGGUAUCCGGAUUGUGGCCACAAUCGUUCCUGCCUGCAUCUCCCGGGACCACAGUGCUCGACAUAGCCUAUCUGGCGGUACUGUACGCCAUGUUUAUUUUCUGUAUUCUCGUUAAUUCCAACGGGAAGUUGUGGGACUACUACAUGCAGCCGUUCGGGUCGGAUAUUUUGCGGUACGGAUUGCAAACGCAUAUCGUGAACGGGCUCUAUCUGGGUUUGGUAAUCAUCACCAUUAAUAUUGUGCAGUAUAAGCGAAAAUGGGAGUACAUGAGCUUGCUGGACAGCAUCACAAAGAUAGUAGAGCAGGAGUUUUAUGUUAAGAAUCCAGUACGAGUUGUUCAAACGUUUAUUUGGUGUGUCGUAAUUGCUGAGAAUGUCUACCUCAUAGUGAUUCUCGUCGGAUACUACAUCAUGAUCGAUAGAACCCUUGAGAUAAAAACUUCUUACUUUUAUGCGUCAUACUAUUUAAUGAAUGUCACAACAUUGGCGUUGUUGAAUGAAUACACCUAUUUCGCUGUACACAUACGCCGCCUUUUCUCAGUCGUUAACCGACUUAUGAAGCAGUUACUUUUGGAAGAAUCCAACAGUGAGACGAUUUUACUUGAUCAGAACCGGAAAAGUAGAACACCUACCAUCGCAUACGACGAGAUCUUUACAAUCUAUGGGAAACCCACGAAGGACCGUGGAUCAGAAGUUGCUGGAGCCCAGCAUACUACCAAGCGUACCGCCCUUCCGAAAAUUACUAUGGUCGCUCCUGCAUCGGCUGGAUUCAACAAACUGUCGAUGGACACUGUCUAUAACACUUACGUCACGAAACUGACGGUAGAUAAGCAGUCAAACAUGGAAUCGUUGUUAAAAACCAUCAAUCGUUUGUCCGUCCUUCACUACCAUCUGUGCGACGCGAUCAGGCUGGUUAAUAGAAUUGGUUCACUCCAGCUAAUGUUUCACUUUGGCGCGAUGUUUGUGUUUCUUGUGUUUGGAUUAUUCACCAUCUAUAAAGCAUUUAAUUCCGGCUCCUGGGCGUUUCAAGCGAUGGCGUUCGCAAACACUACGUGGAUUGUUUUCUAUUUGUUGAGUAUUGUAGUAGUUAUCACAAGCACAACAGUCACACAAGAUACUGGUCGGGCACUGGGGGACAUCGUUCAUCAAAUCAUCCGAAAGCAUCAGAAAAAUUUCUCCGAUGAAGUCAUCGAACGGCUUUCGACACUAUCGUUGCAAAUCAAAAUGAGGGAUAUGUCUUUCUCUUGUGGAUUGUUUCAUUUUGACUGGAACCUUUUUGGAUCGAUGCUAUCGGCAAUGGCUAUGUAUUUGGUGUUUCUCAUUCAGUUCGACGUAACACCACCACGUGGGUUUUCAUCAGCCAAUUGGACCAUACCUUCUGUCGAAGCAAUAGAUUCUGACAAUUAA